GUUUCUUCUGUGACCUUCUUCUCUUCUCUGUCACGGCAAAAUCACAGAACUCCAACGAGAAACAUGGAGUCGAAUCCAAAAUCGUUGUGGAGUAACAUAGUGAAGAAAGAUCCUCCUCCAAAGCCUUCACCUAGUGACGGAGCUCUGGCACCGAUUCUCGGGAUGGUGGGAAACUGCAGAUCCAGGAAGGGCAUAUCUACGGCGGUUGUUGAUGCCAGCGCCUUCAUUGAGGGACGCCUGAGCUUAACCAACUUGGCCGAUAAAUUCGUAACCGUCCGUAAAGUAUACUCCGAGAUUCGUGACUCUCAUUCUCGCAGUCGUCUCGACUUCCUUCCCUUCACUAUCGAGGAGAUGAAACCUUCUCCUGAAUCUAUUAGUAAAGAAGCUACUGGUGAUUUGCAAACUCUGUCUAAGGCGGAUCUCAAGCUGAUUGCUUUGACAUACACUCUUGAGGCUCAGGUUCAUGGGACCAAACAUCUCAGAGAUGUUCCUCCACCGAUUCAAACUGUUAGUGUAAGGAGAUCACAUGAGAAGGAAUUACUUGGUUGGGGCUCCAAUGUGGCUAACUUGGAGGAGUGGGAGGAACUAGAGAAAGAGUCCGACCAAAAUGCCAACUCCAACUCCAACUCCAAACUCCUUCCGUUGAAAGACAUUAGCAUGAAUAUCAUCAUCCCUUCAGACAACUCUUCUGAGGUUGGUUCUGUUUUGUCUCAUACUGAGCAUCAAGAAGAAGGUGAGAGGAAGCACCCGCUCAAGAAAACAGAGGGUAAGAUGGUAGUGGAGGGAAUAGAUGCGUCGCAGGGACAAUUCGAUGAUGAAGAUUCUGCGGUUAGUAGUAGUACUCGCAGAAAGUUUCUUAGAAGAAAGGCGAGGUGGAAACAUUACAAGUCAUUGGCUGAACAAGAGAUUCAGCAAGAAGCUGAGAAAGCUGGAAACAUGACUGUGCACGAAACUGAUCUGCAUAAACAGUCGAAUCAAAUCUCCAAAGACGCGAAUGAAAUCUGUACAAAGGAUAGCGGAAAGAGUGAUGAGGAUCCUUCUUCGUCUAUGAGGUUUGAGGAAGGUUCGUUAAAGGCUCUCCAAGAAGGUCCUGAAGAGACGAAUGUUGAACCAACUUUGAUUAACGGUGAGGAUGGUAUCGAGAAGAUGGAGAUCUUUGAGGCAUCAUCGGUUGCAGAUGAUGGUAGCAGAGAGCAGAGUAGGUCGUUUGGAGCCUUGUCUGAGUCCAGUGUAGCUUGUCUAACCGGUGACUAUGCGAUGCAAAAUGUUAUUCUUCAAAUGGGUUUGCGUUUGCUUUCACCCCAAGGAAUGCAAAUUCGCCAACUGAACAGGUGGCACACGAAAUGUCAUGCUUGCAAAACAGUAGUAACUCUAAAAUCCCAUGCUUUUUCUAAUAUUCGAGAAAUGUACUGUCCCAAGUGCGGGAAUGGUGGCACACUACGCAAGGUAGUGGUUACAACAAGCGAGAAUGGCACCACCAUAGCUGUGCGUGAGCCGCGUAUAACAAUUCGAGGGACCAAAUUUUCGAUACCAAUGCCUAAAGGAGGAAGAGACGCAAUCACCAAGAAUAUGGCUCUACGGGAAGAUCAACUCCCUCAAAGGUUUCUCCAUCCCAAGACUAAGAAGAAAGCAAGCAAACCGGGAGAUGAGUAUUUUGCAUCAGAUGAUGUGUUCAUGAACCAUCAUAGUUAUAAAAAGGCACCAUUGCAGCCUCCUGUGAGAGAAGCUAUGGCGGUUUUCAGCCAGAAAAGGAACCCUAAUGACAACCAUUACUCUCGUUCUAGGCACUAA
Molecule: messenger RNA, 1791 nt
Organism: Thlaspi arvense
Lineage: Eukaryota; Viridiplantae; Streptophyta; Magnoliopsida; Brassicales; Brassicaceae
Source: the annotation of a GenBank genome assembly